This is a messenger RNA of Acipenser ruthenus (sterlet), 2971 nucleotides long. Its product is annotated as probable G protein-coupled receptor 85. The record is from RefSeq and is a predicted model, not a curated record. Bases 537 to 1652 code for a protein of 371 amino acids. Gene Ontology annotation, biological process: G protein-coupled receptor signaling pathway. Gene Ontology annotation, molecular function: G protein-coupled receptor activity. Lineage: Eukaryota; Metazoa; Chordata; Actinopteri; Acipenseriformes; Acipenseridae. The transcript is spliced from 2 exons. Gene Ontology annotation, cellular component: plasma membrane.
GAAUAUUUAUGUUUGGCAAUUAUUUAGAAAGCAUACAUUACAAAUACGUAAAUAAAUACAUACGAAUAUGUAUGGACCUGCCAGCACAUCAGAAGAAAGAACCGCGAGGAUGUAGCACGUGCCUGGGUGUAUAAUUGAUGAAGAAAAUGUAUUUAUUGAUGCUGCUCCCAGCGAGCAGAUGUUGCCGGGAGAGACUGUGCUGCUGCAACAAGAGACAGGACGCGGCUUGGAUCACCAAUAGGAUCAGUGCGCAUGCUCUCGCUGUGCCACUUAUAGUCACUGUGAAAAAAGAGAACAGGCAACAAAACCAAGCAUUUUACAGCAAAGUGGCUCCUGCAAUACAAAUAACAUCUGGGGAAACAAAGACAAAAUCAACAGGGGUUUGGUUGUGAUGAAACAAAAGAACAAAGGAUGGCUUAGAAGAACGACAGCUUCCAGUCCUGGAUUGUAUUUUAAAGCACAUAUGUGGAUCUAUCUCCUCCCUGUGAAUCUAGAUCAUGAUACUUGACUGAGGCUAUCUUAUUAUCCAUCCAUCUAUGGCGAACUAUAGUCAUGCGGGUGACCACAACAUCUUGCAGAAUCUUUCUCCUCUUACGACUUUUCUCAAACUGACUUCCCUUGGUUUCAUCAUUGGGGUUGGCAUGGUUGGUAACCUCCUGAUAUCCAUCUUAUUGGUCAAAGACAAGACCUUGCACCGAGCUCCCUACUACUUUUUACUUGAUCUUUGUGGUUCAGAUAUACUCAGAUCCGCAAUUUGUUUCCCGUUUGUGUUCACGUCAGUUAAAAAUGGUUCGUCGUGGACAUAUGGAACACUUACAUGUAAAGUGAUUGCCUUCCUAGGAGUUUUAUCUUGCUUUCAUACUGCCUUUAUGCUGUUUUGCAUCAGUGUGACUCGAUACCUGGCCAUAGCCCAUCACCGUUUCUAUACGAAAAGGCUGACGUUUUGGACCUGCUUGGCUGUCAUUUGUAUGGUGUGGACUCUUUCCGUGGCUAUGGCUUUUCCACCAGUCUUGGACGUGGGUACCUACUCCUUUAUCAGGGAGGAAGACCAGUGCACUUUCCAACAUCGCUCCUUCAGAGCCAACGACUCACUAGGAUUUAUGCUGCUUCUAGCCCUAAUAAUUCUCGCCACCCAGCUUGUCUACCUCAAGCUUAUUUUUUUUGUCCAUGAUCGCAGGAAGAUGAAACCAGUCCAGUUUGUACCAGCCAUUAGCCAGAACUGGACUUUUCAUGGUCCAGGGGCCAGUGGCCAGGCGGCUGCAAACUGGUUAGCUGGCUUUGGAAGAGGCCCUACUCCACCGACCCUGCUGGGAAUAAGGCAAAACACCAAUACAACAGGGAGAAGACGGCUCCUCAUUUUGGAUGAAUUUAAAACUGAAAAAAGGAUUAGCAGGAUGUUCUAUAUUAUGACGUUUUUUUUUCUUACCUUGUGGGGCCCCUAUCUUGUAGCAUGCUAUUGGAGAGUGUUUGCCAGGGGGCCCGUGGUGCCAGGGGGGUACCUGACAGCCGCAGUCUGGAUGAGUUUUGCCCAGGCUGGAGUCAAUCCAUUUAUCUGCAUUUUCUCCAACAGAGAGUUGAGGCGCUGUUUCAGCACAACACUCCUUUACUGCAGAAAAUCCAGGUUACCUAGGGAACCCUACUGUGUCAUAUGAGGGCUUUGUUGAUUGAGCUCUGGUUUGCCCUGUAUUUGACAGCGUUCCCCCUCAACAGCCAAAAGUGUACUGUCGAUCACUCACUUCAAAAUAUGAUAGAAGGAGGGUGCAGUAAAUGCGAGAAUUCGCUGAACUGCACAAAAUGAAGCGCCCUGGAGAAGGACAGUGUUUAUGUUAACUUGUAAGUAAGCCACCAAUGUGGAAGCUUGUUUAAUAAAAAAAAGGCUUGAACAUCUUUUUGUUGGAUCUGUGAAGAUAAAGUUUGAGGAGUUUGGAGUAAAAGCAGCAAAUGGUUGCCUCCAGCAAGUCAAUGAAUAUUGUUUGUUUUACAUCUUAAAAAAAAAAAAAAAAAAAAGUUGCACUGAAAAAAAAGAAGAUAUCAAGACAAAUAUAUGUUUAAUAAUUGCAUUGUAAGGAUAUCUUUGGUUUACCUAAACAAAACAAUAUUUUAUUUUACAACAGAGCUUUUGUUUCAUUUGCUGUAUUAUUAUAGUAAAGCCAGUGUUGGACUGCACCAACACAAGAGGCAUUUGAAUUAAAUGUAAGUGUGUUCUUUUUAUGGGGGGGUGGGGGGGGGGAUAUUGUGCUUUAAAGUUGUAUUCAGACUUGUUGAUUGGCAUUUAUUACUCAUAUUAAUAUCUCCCUACUGACUGACAUGAAAAAUGCAGAACUAUGGGUUACAACUUAGCAAAUCCCUUUUUUUCUGAGCAAGCCACCAGAUAACAGUUGAUAAGACACUCAUCACUCUCAGUAGGCACAAAUGUAAAUUUUAUCAUUGUCUGAUUCUUGUGGAGGCAUUGUUUUCUUACAGUAAAUGGAUACUAUCUGUUAUCUAGUUAGGUUUAAUUCUGAAAGGUGUGAAACAUGUCCCUGGUGUAUCUGAACCGACAUAGUCAGUACACACAAAUCGAUGACCUCAUUUUUGUAAAAGUCUCCCCACCUAAAACCAUAAGGAGCUUAUGUGAGUGUAUUAUAUACUUUGGACAUUUGUCACGUUGAGACCAGAGCCGCCUUAUGAAAUCUUGCACAAUUUGUAAAAUAUGUAUUGUAUCAAAGGCACACUGUCUUGUUUAUACUUUCUGCACAUUUUCUCUACUAGUUGUUUUGAAUUAUUUAUAUUUUAACUUGUGAGAAAUAAAUAUUUAGCAUUAUCAUUUUUAGUAUUUUAGAGGUACUAUAGAAACAGUAUAAGUCUGUGAGUUUCAUUCUCAGAGAUUCAGAUAUGUGCGUAUAUUUAAGUUUAUGAUUGCAUUUGCCAAAAGUUACCUGUGUAAUCUGUUGCUUAAAUUUUGGAAAUAAAAUUUUACAUUUUGCAAAUA